AUGCAAAAAGUUUUUUUAGUACUCGUCCUUCUUGCCGUGGGGGCCACUGUUAAAGGUGAAGGACUACUUAAGCGUCUCGUCGACCAGCUAACACUCGAACUGGAAGAAAGAAAUGAACUUGCUGCCCUCGAACGGGAACUAGGCCUCGGGGUGCUGGUUCAGACUGAUGACAACAACCAAAAAGAAGAAGAAGUUUCAGUUGGUGGAUGUAAGGAUGAAGGAAAAUGGAGUUCUAAAUGUCAAUAUUGGCUGAGUCAAUGUGAAACAAGCUCAAGGGUGCAGAGAAUCUGCAAGAAAUCGUGUGGACUGUGUAAAUAAAACCCAAUCGGAACAUUUGACAUCAUGGAAAACGGCCAAGUCAGCUUCAUUAUUCAACUCCCUUUGAAUUUUGUAAAACUCAUGCACACGUAUAUUGUAUCAUUAUAAUAGAUGAAAAUGUCAUAAUAAAAAUGUGCUUAACUUUCAAACCAUUUAGACAAUAUUGUUUUAUGUUCAUAUAGUUCAUCUAUGUAGUGGUUACACUUGUAUCUGCUACGUGAAGCAGUUGGCUUACAAGUGUGACGGUUAACUAAAAGGGGAAACCUUAAUGUCUGUAUGAUAUACCAGCUAAUCUUUAUGUCUGUGUGAGUAGGCCUGUGUACCUCUGGUCAGUAUCAAUUGAAGGUUACGCAUUCAAGAUGGAGGAUGGAAAGUGUCGAUUUCGAUAUUUUUAGUUCUCAUCGUAUUAAACUAUUUUAUAGUUGACAUAAUGCUUUGAUAUUUGAACUAAACCAGGCUUAUAAUUUAAUUUU
Owenia fusiformis is the source of this 791-nucleotide messenger RNA. The record is from the annotation of a GenBank genome assembly. NCBI's taxonomy places the organism in Eukaryota, Metazoa, Annelida, Polychaeta, Sabellida, Oweniidae.